Messenger RNA from Hyaena hyaena (striped hyena), 1964 nucleotides. RefSeq names its product chloride intracellular channel 6 (gene CLIC6). Gene Ontology annotation, cellular component: plasma membrane. NCBI's taxonomy places the organism in Eukaryota, Metazoa, Chordata, Mammalia, Carnivora, Hyaenidae. The record is from RefSeq and is a predicted model, not a curated record. The transcript is spliced from 6 exons. Gene Ontology annotation, molecular function: D2 dopamine receptor binding; D4 dopamine receptor binding; D3 dopamine receptor binding. The coding region runs from base 1 to 1752 and encodes 583 amino acids.
AUGGCCGAGGCCGUGGAGCUGGAGGGGGGCCCCCCGGGUCCCCAGGGGCCGCCUGAGGCCCCAGCGCCUGUGGCGGAGGAACCUGGCGAGUCGGGGGCCGCGGGCCGGGAGGAGGCCGGCGAGGGCGCCGCGGAGGCGCCGAGGGGCGAGGGGGCGGGCGCGGCCGCGGUGAACCCGGCGGAAAGCGCCGACCCGGGCGGAGGAAAGCGCGAGCCGGAGCCCGGCGCCGACGGUGGCCCGGCGGCCGAGACGCGGGGCGCGAGGGCGGCGCAGGGCGACGCGGAGGCCGAGGAGGGCGCCCCGGGGGGCGCAGACGCCCCCCAGGGAGAGGAGGGGGAGAUUGGCGCGGAGCAGGUGGAGGAGGCGAGCCCGGGGCGCGGCGCGCAGGGCGAGGCCGCGAGCGAGGUUCAGGGGGGCCCCUGGGAGCCUGAGGCCCCCGGGGCGAAAGAGAAAGCGGAGCAAGGGCCGGAGGAACAGGGAGGCAGCGCGCCGGGGGCGCCGGGGCCCAGCAUGGACGCAGCGGGGCCGGCGGGAGGGACGCGCGGGACCGAGAGUGAAGCCCAGGACGGAGGGGACCGCGGCCCGCAGCCCCAGGCCGAGGCCACUGAGGCCGCAGCGGCGGAGACUGGCGGGGGCGGCCCCGGGGAGCUUGCAGGGGAGCCUCGGGGUGCAGCCGACGAGGCGGGGGUCCCGGGGACAGAGCAAUCGGAGGAAGUGGCCCCCGGGGACGCGAGGGCGGACGCUGUCGAGGGAGGGGACCCGGGUGAACCCCAGGAGGAGGUGGGGGAGGCGGAGGAGGAGAGGCGAGAGCGCAGCCCGGAGGGGCCAGGCGAGAAGGUCGCAGCGCGGGCCGACGAGGGGCCCCCCGACAGCAGCGCGCAUCCGGGGGCGGCCGCGCCACCUGGGGCCGCGGAGCCGGAGGCCGAGCUCAGCAACCACCUGGCGGAGGAGCGCAGCGUGGAGGGCGGGGAGGAGACCGCGCGCGUGAACGGCCGCGGGGAGGACGGCGAGGCGUCCGAGGAAGGGGCCUCGGGCCGGGAACACGACAUCACGCUCUUCGUGAAGGCUGGUUAUGAUGGUGAGAGCAUUGGGAAUUGCCCGUUUUCCCAGCGCCUCUUUAUGAUUCUCUGGCUAAAGGGCGUUAUAUUUAACGUGACCACAGUGGACCUGAAGAGGAAACCCGCCGACCUGCAGAACCUGGCUCCCGGGACCAACCCUCCCUUUAUGACUUUUGAUGGUGAAGUCAAGACGGACGUGAAUAAGAUCGAGGAGUUCUUAGAGGAGAAGUUAGCUCCCCCGAGGUACCCUAAGCUGGGGCCCCAACACCCUGAAUCUAACUCUGCAGGAAAUGAUGUGUUUGCCAAAUUCUCGGCAUUUAUCAAAAACACCAAGAAGGAUGCAAAUGAGAUUUAUGAAAAGAACCUGUUAAAGGCUCUGAAGAAGCUGGAUGAUUACUUAAAUAGCCCUCUGCCUGAUGAAAUAGAUGCCUACAGCACCGAAGACGUCGUUGUUUCUGGAAGGAAGUUCUUGGAUGGGGAUGAGCUCACAUUAGCUGACUGUAACCUCUUGCCCAAGCUCCACAUUAUAAAGAUCGUGGCCAAGAGAUACAGAGAUUUUGAAUUUCCUUCUGAAAUGACUGGCAUCUGGAGAUACUUGAACAAUGCUUAUGCUAGGGACGAGUUCACGAAUACGUGUCCAGCCGACCAGGAGAUUGAACACGCAUAUUCAGAUGUUGCAAAAAGAAUGAAGUGAAGCCAGAGUGCUUUCUGUCUUAUUUCUCAGUGGUAUGAGCUAGGCUGUGACGGGAAGGUGUUCUUUGUGAGUGGUCCUUUGUUUUCCUCUCAAGGGCCAUUAUGCCCAUAUCUUAAUAACACCGUGUCAUAGUGAGACCCACUCAACCCAAAGGGUACAUGGCCUUGUGACUUGUCAACUCAUUUGUGUAUCUGAAUAAUACCAGUAUCUAU